GUCACCAUUUAAGGUGAUUGGCAGCCAGAAAUUUGGUCCACAUACAAAUGACCUUGUGGAAAAGGAUAAUAGAAACAUACACACACCCACACUUCAUCAUCUGAGUUUGGCAAUAUAAAAAGAAGAAAAACCGGGAAUUUUUUCACAAUAUUAAUUAUUGUCAGCUUUAACUAUUUUUAGAUUUUGUUAAUAUAAUGUCAUUUUUUAUACGCAUUUCAAGACCUGAUUCUGCUUCACCUUGGGGAUUCUGUAUUCGAGGGGGAAGAGAUUUUGAUCAACCACUUAUUAUAUCUUCUGUGAGUCUUGGAAGUCUGGCAGAUAUCAGUGGCUUACGUACUGGAAUGCGCGUUUUAUCUAUUGGCGGUGAUCCUACUAGCAAAAUGACUCACCAACAAGCUAUUCAAGCAAUUAUACGUUGCUGCAAUGAUCUGGAAAUGGAGGUCUAUGAUACUGGUUUAAAUAAUUCUGGCUAUUCUACACCACUUCAUCAAAUGAACAUGUCUAUAACACAAUCAUCACUAAGUAUUGAACUUCAUAAACCAACAGAACCACUAAAACCGCAAACAGUUAUAUCUAAACUUGUUCAUAUUGGUACAAAUCCAAUAAUAACUCGUUCUCAUUCACCUAAUGGAAUAACAAUAAGAUCAUACAGUCCAAACUCAACUACACUACAUAAUCGGAUAUUGGCUGAAAAACUAGAUUCAAAUCGUACAUCACCAAUUUACACACCACAAAAUAAUAUAAGUUUAAAGUCAUGUUAUUCAUCAUCAUAUAAUCUGUGUAAAUAUAGUACGAUGAAUCAACCACAGCCUAAUAUCAAAAUUAACGCAAAACCAGAUAAUUCUUUACUAAAAGGAGUGAUACGUUCAAAAGAUUUUAAAAUUAAUCCUAUAUGUCAUGUAUGUCAACAACAAAUACACGGACCAUUUAUCGAUACGAAUGACAGAUGCUUUUGUCCAAAUCAUUUCAUAUGUGAUUAUUGUCAUCGACCACUAAACGAAGAUGGUUUUGCUGAACAGAAUGGAAAAUUAUACUGUGAAGAAGAUUUUAAACAAUAUAUUGCUUAUAAAUGCACCAAGUGUAAUUUACCAAUUAUUGGUCAUAUUAUCAAAGCAAUAAAUCGAACAUGGCAUCCAUAUUGUUUCAUUUGUUAUUACUGUCAAAAACCAUUAGAUGAUAUAUUUCAUGUAGAAGAUGAUAAUCGUGUAUUAUGUGAAGAACAUUGGAAACAAUUUCAUGAGAUCGAAUGUGCGAAGUGUAAACAAUCCAUUUCAGAGAUCGACCGUUUUAUUCAAGCUUGUGGAAAACAAUAUCAUGCAAGAUGUUUUAGUUGUGCUGCAUGUCAAAAACCCCUUGAAGGUAAACCAUUUCAUACUAGAAAUCAAAAACCUUUCUGUCUCAUACAUGCGAAUGCAGUCGCACUAUUUGGUUGAAUAAAUAAUCUUAAUAAUUUUAAAGAAUUGAAUGACGGUGACCUGCGUUAUCUACCGUUCAAUGUUGGUUUUCCCAGAAGUAUUUUAAUUGUAUUGAAAAUGGAAUUAGAUGGUUGUUAUAUCACGCUAGUCAGGAAAAUCAGCAUAUAUUUGUGUACUGUCCUUUGAAAUGGUUGAAUCCUUUAGUUUUUCUUGAGAAAAUUUAGAAAAUUGACCCUUAUAUUUUUGCACAAACACUGAUAUAUUGAUGACUGUCCAUCGUUUCAACCCAAUUAUCCAACUUUUGUGUGAAAUUUAUAAAAUAAGUUUCAGAUUAGCUUACCUUUCAUAUAGAAAUAACAUGAUUAGUAUUUUUAGUAUGCAUUUUGAAUAUUUUUAGUAAAAGUAAAACAAUUUGUCAUGAUUUCGUUUCAUUUUUAUAGUAUCAGUAAAUAAGUAGUAUUCAGUUAUCUAGGAUAUCAUUUAUUUUAAUAAAAUUAGAUAUUUUCUUGUCAUUGAUUACGAAAAUCCAAGAAAUGCCUGAAAUGCAGUCAGAUUCGGAUGAUCGGCCUAAAUGUUAUCUGUGUCAUGUACUACUUUCUAAAUAAACAAUCAAGUUGCUAAUA
Molecule: messenger RNA, 2038 nt
Organism: Schistosoma guineensis
Lineage: Eukaryota; Metazoa; Platyhelminthes; Trematoda; Strigeidida; Schistosomatidae
Source: the annotation of a GenBank genome assembly